Molecule: messenger RNA, 5368 nt
Organism: Peromyscus maniculatus bairdii (prairie deer mouse)
Lineage: Eukaryota; Metazoa; Chordata; Mammalia; Rodentia; Cricetidae
Gene: Tmem235
Product: transmembrane protein 235
Cellular component (GO): apical plasma membrane
Source: RefSeq, a predicted model, not a curated record
AGCACCAAGGUGGGGGCCCUGGGCAAGCACCAAGGUGGGGGCCCUGGGCAAGCACCAAGGUGGGGGCCAUGGGCAAGCACCAAGAUGGGGGCCAUGGGCAAGCACCAAGAUGGGGGCCAUGGGCAAGCACCAAGAUGGGGGCCAUGGGCAAGCACCAAGAUGGGACAUCUGAGCCUAGGUGGGGCCAAGUCCCAGACAGGGACAAGAUAUCUGUGCAGAGGCCCCCUGGCAGCUGGCCAGCUCCACCCCAGUCUUGACACUGAGGACCUUCCUGUCUCACACAGGCAAAAAUUGUCCUGAACAAAGUCAGGAGCCAGCACAGCUGCAUGUUUCCUGCCCACUGGCUCAGUCUGGGGCUUGUCAGGUUUCAUCAGGGAGAGAUCAAACAGUCUCAGUCCCAAAGGACGGUUUGCCCCUUAGUCACCAAAGGGGUGACAUUAGUUUGAGUGCAUUCUGAACUCCUGGCACUGCACCCAGGACCCCAUCUCCUGAAGUCAGUUUACAGAAUGUCUACUUGCUUUCAAGAAGGUAAAAGGCCAGGAAGGGCCUUGGGCAAGUGUGCCCGAGCACCCUGGGUGGCAACAUCCUGUCAUCCGAGCCCCCGUCAGAAGCUGGACCAGCACGGGCAGGCGCACAGGGCAGGAGUGAGGUGUGCAUCCUGCUCACUACAAGUGCAGUCUGGUGGAAGAGUUAGGGCACAUGGUGCUAGAAACAUCUUUCCCACACACCGCCCUGGCUGGUGCAGGCUCCCUGGGCAGCUGUCUAGACACAGGUCCUCGCCUCUCACACCCGUGCUGAUGGCCCUGCUCUCCUUCCUCUAGCUCCUCCAACUCCUCUGCUGUUUAUGAUUUCUGAGGCCCGCUCAGCAAGUGGAGCCUCAGAAACCUGUGGGGUCCACUUGGUCUGGGACCACCUGCUGUUCCAGUUGCUGCCCCUCGUCAUGGUCACUCUUCAUGGAUCCAGCUGAGUGCUUCCUUAGCAUGUGUGAACAGAGGCGUGGAUGCAGCCUUGCUUGUUCAAUAAGAUGAAAAGCUGUGUGUUCCUGGCCUAUGCCCUCCAACUCUGGAGAGUCCUUGCAUCUGCUGGGCUUAGCCAGCUUCAUCUUGCAUGCUGGGUAGAAGAAUGGGCCUGUUGGACAGUAAUUUGAGGUUCAUCUUCUGUGGGAGGAUGUUUGCCAGGCUCAGGAAAAUGAGCUGUCGUAUAGCUGAUGCCCAGCUGCUGGAGGGUAAUUUAGCUGACAGUUCCAACUAAUUUCCCAAACUCGGGCUAGAGGCAAUAGCCAGAGUUAGCCUGGAGCAGGGGGCUCAUCAGCUACAUGGCUUCCACUAGAAACCGACUCCUGUUCCAGCUGCAAAUGUGACCUAGUUAAAGAAAAGAGGCUUGCAUACAGCCUUGUUUCCAUUACUCAGAACUGUACUGACUUCCCCCAGAAGCCCACCUGUCCAUGACUUCUGUGAUGAUAGAUUAUGCUGGCUUUGAAGAGUCCCUGGCAGCCAGAGGUAGGCACACAGCCUGCCUAAUAUGGCUUACACAUCUGAUGAGACAACAUGCAAUGAAUACUGACUGGGUCGUUCUAAAGCAGCACCUCUUCAUACUGGGCUUGGUGUCUUUUGGGUCCAACUGGGGAAGUACGCUGGUAGAAUUCAUUAGAGCCACCUCUCAGGGACCAGUGCCUGCUGCCUAGAAGACAAUCUAAUUGGUGGCUUCUGCCGCACAGACCCAGGGUUGAAAAUGAAGUGGGUAUGGACUGCUCAGCAGGCCAUCUUCCAGCCCUUCAGCUUUAGGGAAUUACUGCAGAGAUGGUGUGGAUGCCUGAUGCAGUCACUUCCCGCAGGGCAGCGGUGGCCUCGGGCGUGGCUGUUGUCCACCCUAACAGCUGCACUAGACCUGCUUGAGCGGUAGCUGUAACAUGAACCUUUGCAACCAGCUCAGGAGCAGGGCCUCACUGGGAGGGAGGGAGGGAGGACCCUCGUGUCAAUCCACAUUUUCUAUACAGGAGCACUGGACAGAUAGAAAGCAUGACUGAUUCUUGCUGUUGUUACAUUGUGAGAUAACAGCUAGGUGGCCUCGAGUUUGCAGGAUUCGCACUGAUUCCUCCGCUGUAAUCAGAGCUUGGGGCUGGAAAGUCUCCUUUCUCCCUUUCCUUCUGCCUUGGGAGGGCUGCAGCUCUGGGGAGCUCAUUGGAUUCUUGGUCUUUCCCAAUCAUUGAGCCACCUGGCUCCAAAGCAGGGGUAUCUUCAGGAUAGUGCCAGCUGCAGGGGCUGUCACACAGCAGAUGUGGGCAGGGGUGGCCUGGUGUACAUGUGGAAAGGACAGCCACAACAUACUGGGAGGAUUCUGUGACUGUCUGAAUUCCACUUGAAAUAUUGUUUUAAUAACUUUGCUAAGAUUGCUUUAUCUCGGGACUAUAUUCCUCAAGCCAAGAAGGGAAGGCUUGGCUGACCUGAGUCACAAAGCUCCUGUGUUCAAGAAAGACCACCUCCGGCCCCUGUCUGCAGGUUCUGUCCACCCCAGGGCAAUGAUUAGGAGCCCUCUCAUUCUCCAGAAUGUAACCCCGUCCAUCCGGCUGCAGCUGCCUGGCUUCCUCCUGACUGAGGCCUCUUUGCCACUCAUUUGCCUCUCCUGCUGCUAACAUCUGACUCCUGUCCUUGAGAGGUCUUUGUGUGUCCCAUAGGAGUGUGCCCUGUAGGUGAAUGUCCUAUAGGUGCAUGCCCUGUGAGUGCGUGCCCUGUGAGUGUGUGCCCUGUAGGUGUGUGCCCUGUAAAUGUCCUGUAGGUGUAUACCCUGUAAGUGCAUGCCCUGUGAAUGUGUGCCCUGUAGGUGUGUGCUCUGUAAAUGUCCUGUAGGUGUAUACCCUGUAAGUGCAUGCCCUGUAAAUGCCCUGUGUGUGCCCUUUAAGCAAGUUGCACAGAAACAAUGCUUUUUUUCCCCUGCUGCAGGGAGUGUAUCCCAUUGAUCCUCAGAACUGAUGAAAACCAGGACCCCAAGCUGAGAUGUGUCACACCCUGAGUCUGUCUACACCCCCCACACACACACACCCCUCCAUUCUUCUAGGAGCUAUUGGUGAUUGGUGCGGUGGUCCAGCCUCUGGCUGCUGCUGUAUAACCCCUGGGGGCAGUCCUGGACUGACCUCUGUCCUCUUCCCAGCACCACCCAGCAGGGUGGGCAUGCUUGUGUCUACCAGUUUGUGGCAACAUUGGGACUUGAACCCAGCUUUGUUGUCCCCAGCUCUGCCAGGACCUUAGAUUUCCCCUUGGUGAACUUGGCCAGUCACGGUGGCAGGAAAGCAGCGGUAGCUGAAGAACCUAGGGCAGCGCCUCUCCCGCCCCUGCCCGCCUCCUAGCCAGCCUGCUCCUCCACACCCCUCCCAUGCCCUCCUGCUGAGUCUUCCACCUCUCCCACCGCCUAAGCCUUCAUUAGCCUGGGUCAGUUCCGUCCGGAACCCUGACUGUCCCCAGCCCACAGUUCUCUUGUCUCCAGCUCCCUGCCACCCCCUGCAGGCCAUCCGUAGCUCUGCUUUCCGCUCGACCCUGCAUCCCUACCCGGCUGCUGCCUGGCUCUUGCCAGUAUGGCCCUUCUGGCCGCCUUGUUCCUGAGCGCAGCCCUGGGCGCCCUGCUCAGCUUCGCGCUGCUGGCAGCUGCGGUGGCCAGCGACUACUGGUACAUCCUGGAGGUGGCGAACCCUGGCGGCUCCGGUGGUGCGCAGCAGCUCUCCUCCCACUCUGGGCUCUGGCGCACCUGCGAAGGGAAGAACAGCUGUGUGCCCCUGGUUGACCCGUUUGCCAGUGAGAGCUUGGAAGCAUCCCCCUCGAUACAGCACCUUCUCUUGCUACAUCGCACCGUCAUGGUCGUCCUGCCUCUGAGCCUCGUCCUCAUCGUGUGUGGCUGGGUCUGCGGCUUGCUCAGCUCCCUGUCCCGGAGUGUUCCUCUGCUGCUCCUCACUGGCUGCUACUUCUUGCUAGGGGGUGCCCUGACCCUGGCAGGGGUCAGCAUCUACAUCAGCUACUCACACCUGGCAUUUGUGGAGACUGCCCGCCUGUAUGGUCUGCAGCACGUGCAGAGUGUGAACAUCAGCUUCGGCUGGUCACUGGCCCUGGCCUGGGGCUCCUGUGCCUUGGAGGUGCUCAGUGGUGCCCUCCUGCUCACAGCUGCCCGGUUCCUCAGCCUGAGCCAACGCCCAGGAAUGCCCCACUGCGUGAUCAUCUGAGUCCCAGGCGGCGGGCUGUGUGGAGAAGGAAGUGCACUCUUGGCCCUUGCUGGAACCCUGACUAGGAGGGUGCCCUGGGGAUGGCAUGCUGGGGAAGUACUCUUUCCACUUCAGCUGGACACGAGAAAGGCAGAUGAUAGCCAGCGUCUCAAGUCAUGGCACAGUCUGCUGGGGUGCCUCAGGGUUCUGGGUGCUCAGGGCAUGCUCUUGCUCUGGGGGCGCAGACCACUCCAACCCUCAGGAGCUGAGACAGUCCCAGUCUGUGCUAGGAGCUGCCUGAGUGCUUCCUGAGCACUUCCUUACCUCUCUAUCCCUAGUCAUCCUAUGCCACAGAGAGGGAGACUGAGGCCAGAAACCCGAGAACAGAUGGCAGAUCCGGGUGUCACUGCAGUUCGACACCUGGGUUCUGUUUUGUUCCCUCUCCCAAGGGGAGGUUGAUGGGAGGAGGCUUGGGGCUGAAUGGGAGGGUACAGUCUAGGUUUGUUUUCAAGCCACCAAGUGGGUUACUUACUUGAGUGCUUCCAGGCAGGGUGGACCUUCGCGUCUCAGUCCUUGUCUUGGUACAGGCUGCUGCCCUGCUGGCCUGGUACUUCCUCUUUACAGCAACAACCAGGAGGCUGUCUGAGACUGGCCACAGUUGGGGUGAGCUGGGGCCAUGCCUGGCCUGCCUCCUGGUUGCCUGCAUCUCUACUUGUGCUAGAUUUGGCUGCAGGUGUGGAUGGGUCAGCUCACAGGCUGCCUGCAGCCUACUCCCUGUUGGGGACAACAUAGGUGGGAACUGAAUCAUCUCUGGCCACGUAAGAGGGGGCAGACCUGUGUUUGCGUGACUGGACAGUGGAUGGCUGUUAGGUUAGGGGCUGUGCAGUACCUGAAAUCCCCAAAUAGCCCUGAUUCUGGUGCAGGCUCUUCCUUUGGGGUAUGCACUAGGGAAGGUAGUCCUUGUCAAGGCUUGGUCCCAGCAGUGUCCCCAAGUCACUUUUGAUUGCCUCUAAGGAUAUGGGAAGGUCCUGGGGAGCAGGGGAGUACUUUGUAGGGUUUAAUGUGACCUACUGAGGGCAAAGGUCUGGAACUGAUGGCGACCUCCCUUCCAAUUUGUGUUCUAAUCUUUGCCAUUCCAUGUAGGAGCACUGCUAAGUGUCUGAAUAAAUCAGCUGCAAUGUA